AUGGCUUCCAAAUCCCAUGUGUUCAUGUUCCCCUGGUUAGCAUUUGGUCACAUACUACCGUAUCUCGAGUUUUCGAAACAAUUAGCAGCGAAGGGUAUUCAUAUAUCAUUCAUAUCCACCCCAAUAAAUAUUAAGAGAUUUCCUUCCAUUCCUCAAGAUAUUUCAGGCAGGUUCAAGUUCAUCGAGAUCCAACUACCAAUUGUUGAUGGCCUGCCUGAAAACUGUGAGGCCACCAUUGACCUGUCACCGGAGCAAAUACAGUAUCUAAAGCAGGCAUAUGAUGCCUUAAAGGUGCCCUUUGAGAGCCUGGUUCAAAAAGAAGCACCACAGAUGAUUCUUUUUGACUUUGCUGCUUGCUGGAUCCCAGCUAUUGCAGCUAGAUAUGGGAUUACUUCUGUGUUUUUCAGUCCAUUAUCAGCUGCCUCAUCAGCAUAUCUAGGGCCACCAGAUGAGUUACGUUCCUUCCGUCUACGUACUAGACCAGAAGAUUAUGCAAGAGCUCCAGAAUGGAUCCCCUUCCCUUCACUUGUUGCUUACAGGCCUGACCAGGGAACAAGGUUUAUGCAACAUGUAUACAUUCCUGAUGUAUCUGGAAUUUCAACUGGCCAACGGCGGGCAAAAACUCUGGCAGAAUGUGACCUGGUUGCGGUAAGGAGUUGUAGAGAGUUUGAAGAUUCCUAUUUGAAUGUCCUAGAAGAAAUCUACCAAAAGCCAGUUUUACCGAUCGGCUUGCUACCUCCAAAUUUUGUUGAAAACAAAACUAGCUAUCCUGAAUCCUCCAAUUUUUAUGGUGCUUUUAAGUGGCUAGACAAACAAGAGCAAAAGUCUGUGGUCUUUGUGGGAUUUGGAAGUGAGUACAAGAUGCCAGUUGAAACAAUCCAUGAAUUAGCCUAUGGUAUUGAACUUUCUGGGCUGCCAUUCAUGUGGAUCCUCAAAAAGCCAGAAGGUAUUGACAGCCAAGACUUAUUGCCAACCGGGUUUGUCUCUCGGAUCUCAGAUCGGGGAAUCGUUAGUUUUGGUUGGGCUCCACAACAAGAAAUACUGGCUCAUCCAUCCAUUGGGGGGUGCCUCUUUCAUUCAGGAUGGGGCUCCAUCAUUGAAUCACUUGGUUUCGGACACCCCUUAAUUCUCAUGCCUAUGGUCAACGACCAGACACUUAAUGCUAAGUUACUAGUGGAAAAGAGCGCUGGAUUCGAAGUUCCAAGGAAUAAAGAUGGUUCAUUCAACCGAGACAUGGUUGCCAAGUCAAUGAGACUAGUGAUGGUCGCCGAAGAAGGGGAGACUAUAAGACGUAAGACCUCCGAACUGCAAGCAAUAUUUGCUAGUCAGCACCUGCAGGAUGACUACAUCAGCAAGUUUAUUCGAUAUACAAGCAGUUUCAAGAAAAGGGAACAUUAA
Messenger RNA from Populus euphratica (Euphrates poplar), 1398 nucleotides. RefSeq names its product putative UDP-rhamnose:rhamnosyltransferase 1. The transcript has a single exon. The record is from RefSeq and is a predicted model, not a curated record. Gene Ontology annotation, molecular function: UDP-glucosyltransferase activity. The coding region runs from base 1 to 1398 and encodes 465 amino acids. Lineage: Eukaryota; Viridiplantae; Streptophyta; Magnoliopsida; Malpighiales; Salicaceae.